GUGCCCGACCCGCGCACACCGCACAGGCACACAUCCCAGUUCAUCCUGUCCUUCGGAGCUAACGAAGUUCACACACACGAUGGCUGACAACGACACCGCCGUUGAGAAGAAGCGCGGACGCCCCAAGAAGGCCGAGACUGGUGAAAAAAGACCGAAGGAGGAUGCGUCUGCCGAUGCACCGAAGGCUAAGCGAGGCCGUGGCCGCCCUAAGGGUAGCAGCAAAAAGGGAAAGAAGACUGCCACCAAGGCGGCUGCAGGCGCCAAGAAGGGCGCCGGACGCGGACGGCCUCGGAAGUCGGCCGCAGCCGAAGCCGACAAGGACACCGGAAGUGACGAUGCUGGGGAGGGAUCCGACUAAAGGACUGCUGCUGUUGCUGCAUUCAUCUGUCAUUAUUUCGUAGGUCACUCAUUGAGGGCAGCGGGGGGGGGGGGGGUACUUUGACGAGCAAGUCGCAUCGUACAAGGACUCAUCUCAUUUUUUUUAAUGGGUUUUUCCCCCCGUUAACCCAUUUUUUUAACAUUGUGUAGAUUUGUCUCCCCCGCCAUUUUGUGAACCAUGUGCUGCAGACAUGCUUACCCAUUCAUGUCCGAGAGAAAGGCAUGUGCUGCCCACCCACCCUUUAUCGCUGCAUAUUCCCAUCGUUUUUAUUUGUCAUUAAAUUUCAGUUGAAAUAAAAAGCACCAAGUCUUUUCAUGUA
This is a messenger RNA of Rhipicephalus microplus (southern cattle tick), 698 nucleotides long. RefSeq lists its product as uncharacterized. NCBI's taxonomy places the organism in Eukaryota, Metazoa, Arthropoda, Arachnida, Ixodida, Ixodidae. Gene Ontology annotation, molecular function: DNA binding. Gene Ontology annotation, biological process: regulation of DNA-templated transcription. Gene Ontology annotation, cellular component: nucleus; chromatin. The record is from RefSeq and is a predicted model, not a curated record.